AACCAGCCCCUCCAAAAUCGCUGUUUGCUGUCAACAAGACUCAGACCUCCGUGACUCUGCUGUGGGUGGAAGAAGGAGUGGCUGAUUUUUUUGAAGUCUACUGCCAGGAAGCUGGAUCUGGUCAGGAAACAAAAGUCCAGGAACCUGUCACUGUCUCUUCACACGUAGUGACCAUUUCCAGCCUAACCCCUGCCACUUCCUACAACUGCAGUGUGACCACCUUCAGCCACAAUAGCCCCAGCGUCCCCACUUUCAUUGCAGUUUCCACCAUGGUCACCGAGAUGAAUCCCAAUGUAGUGGUAAUCUCUGUGUUAGCCAUCCUAAGUAUCCUUCUGAUUGGACUGCUGCUGGUGACUCUUGUUGUACUCAGGAGAAAACAUCUACAAAUGGCCAGGGAGUGCGGGGCUGGAACCUUUGUCAAUUUCGCUUCUUUAGAAAGAGAUGGAAAGCUUCCCUAUAAUUGGCGUAGAAGUGUAUUUGCUUUCCUAACUCUGCUACCCUCAUGCCUUUGGACUGAUUAUCUUUUGGCAUUUUAUAUUAAUCCUUGGAGUAAAAAUGGGUUAAAGAAGAGAAAGCUGACCAACCCUGUCCAGUUGGAUGAUUUUGAUGGAUACAUCAAGGAUAUGGCCAAAGAUUCAGAUUAUAAAUUUUCUCUGCAAUUUGAGGAGCUAAAACUGAUUGGGCUUGACAUACCUCACUUUGCUGCUGAUCUUCCCAUGAAUCGCUGUAAAAAUCGCUACACAAAUAUCCUGCCAUAUGAUUUUAGUCGUGUCCGGUUAGUUUCAAUGAAUGAAGAAGAGGGAUCUGACUACAUUAACGCCAACUACAUUCCUGGUUAUAAUUCACCCCAGGAAUACAUUGCAACCCAAGGGCCACUGCCAGAAACUAGGAAUGAUUUUUGGAAGAUGGUUCUCCAGCAAAAAUCUCAAAUUAUUGUUAUGCUUACUCAGUGUAAUGAGAAAAGAAGGGUGAAAUGUGAUCAUUACUGGCCUUUUACAGAAGAUCCUGUUGCAUAUGGGGACAUCACAGUGGAGAUGCUGUCCGAGGAGGAGCAUACAGACUGGGUUUAUAGGAAUUUCCGAAUUAGCUAUGCUGAUGAGGUACAAGAUGUGAUGCAUUUUAACUACACUGCCUGGCCAGAUCAUGGUGUCCCCACCACCAACGCUGCCGAAAGCAUCCUCCAGUUUGUACAGAUGGUCAGGCAGAAAUCAGCAAAGAGUAAAGGCCCCAUGAUCAUACACUGCAGUGCUGGAGUGGGACGAACAGGAACCUUCAUAGCCCUGGAUCGGCUCUUACAGCACAUCCGUGAUCACGAGUUCAUAGACAUAUUGGGACUGGUGUCUGACAUGCGGUCCUACAGAAUGUCCAUGGUGCAGACAGAGGAACAAUACAUUUUUAUUCACCAGUGUGUGCAACUGAUGUGGCAAAAGAAGAAGCAGCAGUUCUGCAUCAGUGAUGUCAUAUAUGAGAACGUCAGCAAGUCCUAGUCCAAAGUCACAGGUGGUGAGACCAUGAAGCACACCCAUCUUCCCUUGCUUCUGAUUUUUUUUCUUUUGAUAGUUUGAACGGCCAGUUGUUCUGCCACAAGAGACCGCUGCUUUGCAGUACAUGGACAAUGAAAGAAAGAAACUUUUAACUUCCUGAAGCACUGGGAAGACAAAGCCUUAACGAGCCUGCGGUGUCUUUUGAACUGUUU
This is a messenger RNA of Cariama cristata (Red-legged seriema), 1696 nucleotides long. RefSeq names its product protein tyrosine phosphatase, receptor type, O (gene PTPRO). The record is from RefSeq and is a predicted model, not a curated record. Gene Ontology annotation, cellular component: glutamatergic synapse; plasma membrane; GABA-ergic synapse. Gene Ontology annotation, molecular function: protein tyrosine phosphatase activity; Wnt-protein binding; cadherin binding. The transcript is spliced from 15 exons. Bases 270 to 1487 code for a protein of 405 amino acids. NCBI's taxonomy places the organism in Eukaryota, Metazoa, Chordata, Aves, Cariamiformes, Cariamidae. Gene Ontology annotation, biological process: peptidyl-tyrosine dephosphorylation involved in inactivation of protein kinase activity; podocyte differentiation; negative regulation of canonical Wnt signaling pathway.